Molecule: messenger RNA, 1823 nt
Organism: Photinus pyralis (common eastern firefly)
Lineage: Eukaryota; Metazoa; Arthropoda; Insecta; Coleoptera; Lampyridae
Product: acyl-coenzyme A thioesterase 9, mitochondrial-like
Exons: 6
Coding region: 143-1528 (461 amino acids)
Biological process (GO): acyl-CoA metabolic process
Cellular component (GO): mitochondrion
Molecular function (GO): fatty acyl-CoA hydrolase activity
Source: RefSeq, a predicted model, not a curated record
GUAUCCCACCUAUACAUGCAUUUAUGAUAAGCACGCAUUAGUAUACUUAUGCUAAAUGAACUUGUACAUUUUUGUUUGUAAAUGAAACGAAUUACCUAUGCUUGAAACUAAUUAAUAAAAGUUUAUUACAAGAAAUAUUAAAAUGUCUCUUAAUGUGCUUCGAAGGCUCUGUUAUGCCAGAGACGUUUGUAGACAGUACACUCUCAAUAACUGUUUUAAGAGUCGGCAAUGGAAAUUUUACUACACUGGCUCGCGGCACGACCCCAACGCUCAGCUCGCAACCGCUGGCACGAUUCAGCACUUAAAAGAAGAAUUAGCCGCUUGGAUGGGUGUAGAAUGUGGAUAUAAACCUCUUAACCAAACAAUAAGUCGUACCCACCUGCUGCAGUAUUUACCCACAAAGCAAAAGGAGCUACCGGACAGAACGAUGAGUGAUAGUUUUGUGUCCGCUCUAAUACCGCUUUCGAGUGAUUUAGAAUUACAGGAUAAGUAUGUUUCGUUCCUAGGGCAUGUGAGAGUCGGCCGCCUUUUGGAAGACAUGGACAUUUUUGCUGUGUACGUUGCCCAAAAGCAUAUAUUGAAUCCUAAGCAACCCAAAGAAAAGCAUUCACCGUACUCUCUUGUAACUGCACUAGUUGAUAAAAUUGAUUUUACCGAUUAUUUGCCGAAGUGUCAACCCAAUGAAGAUAUUCGUUUGUCCGGUCAUGUGAGUUGGGUGGGAACAUCAUCAAUGGAAGUAGUGGUUUGGUUAGAGCAGAAAUCGCACGGAGUUUGGCGGAAGUUAACGAGGGCACUUUUUCUAAUAGCCGCCCGCGAUCCCAUGGCACAGAAGGCCGCCGUAAUCAAUCCAUUAAUCGCUACCACAGACGAAGAGCGAGAGAUUCUUGCCGGUGGCGAAACGCGAAAGAAACAGAGGAAAUUGGAACAGAGCCAGCACUUGACCAAGGUCAUUCCAGACGCCGAGGAACAAAGUAUUAUACAUGGCCUCUUCGUACGGAGUGUAGAUGAAGUCAGCUUAAAAAGCCGUAAAUUACCCGCCGGAUGCGUAUGGAUGGAAGACUGCACUCUGUCGAAUAUAAUUUUUUCGCACCCGGAAGACCGAAAUUUGCACCACAAGGUGUUUGGUGGAUUUCUUAUGCGGCAAGCGAUGGAGUUAAGUUGGGCCUUAGGCUAUAUUUUUAGUAAAUACCGGCCUGCACUUAAAAGUAUUAGCAAUAUUAGUUUUAAUCGACCAGUUGAUGUUAGUUCGUUAAUUCGUAUGCAUGCCUAUGUAGUUUUUACACAGUUGCAGUAUAUUCAGGUUACGGUAUAUGCAGAAUGUUGGGACUCUGGUUCGGGCAUGACUGCAACUUCGAAUACGUUUCACUUCACUUAUGAAGUACCUGAUCAGGUUCCGGAGGUUUUUCCACGUUCCUAUCAAGAUGCGAUGAUGUAUAUUGAUGGGAGAAGACAUUUUUACAAUGUCAUGACUUCAAACGACAAUGUCAAUGAUUACGUUCACGCAAAAAAUACUGAUGGUACGAAAUAAGUUUGUAAUUUAACGUGGCAAAAUCGCCUGCACAUUUUAUACGAAAAAGUCAUGCGGGCACGAUUUAAAUUUUUGUUAAUUAUCUCUGGCUCAAUAGAAAAAUUCAUUUUUGCAAAUACUAAUGUAAGUAGGUACUUUUAAUAGAUACAACUGAACUAAUCUCUGAAUGUUUGUGAUAUUCAUAUAGCUCACCUUAACGGGAAACUGUUCGUAAGGCCAUUUUAUUGAUAAUUUUAAUAAUGUAUGUAAUUGUUGAAAUUUAUUAUUUUUUAAUAAAAUUAGCUUAAUUAAUUAA